Molecule: messenger RNA, 2756 nt
Organism: Ahaetulla prasina
Lineage: Eukaryota; Metazoa; Chordata; Lepidosauria; Squamata; Colubridae
Gene: SCNN1A
Product: sodium channel epithelial 1 subunit alpha
Exons: 13
Coding region: 81-1967 (628 amino acids)
Biological process (GO): sodium ion transmembrane transport
Cellular component (GO): membrane
Molecular function (GO): ligand-gated sodium channel activity
Source: RefSeq, a predicted model, not a curated record
CACCACACCCCGAUGCCCUCCACUGGAGAAGCCACCAAGACAAGAGCAUCAUCACAAAGAAGAGGCAUGAGCUUUCAAUUAUGAAGGUUGAAAAUCAGUCAGAAGGCAAGAAGAUGGAGCAUCUGGAGGCAAAGCAACAGAAUGUGAAGGUGGAAACUGAGAUGGGAGAAGAGAAGAAGGAAGAAAGCGAAGGUCUCAUUGUAUUCUUCAGUUCCUACCAGGACCUUUUCCAAUUUUUUUGCAACAAUACAACCAUCCAUGGUGCCAUCCGGCUGGUUUGUUCUAAGAAGAAUAAGAUGAAGACUGCCUUUUGGACAGUCCUUUUUUUCCUGACUUUUGGCCUCUUGUAUUGGCAGUUUGGAAUCAUUUAUAAAGAUUAUUUCAGCUUUCCAGUCAACUUGAAUUUGAACCUGAACUCUGAUAGGCUUACCUUUCCUGCUGUCACACUAUGUACUCUCAAUCCUUAUAGGUAUAGUGCUUUUCGGAAAGAGAUGGAAGAAUUGGAUCAAAUGACCCGACAGACUCUUCUGGAGAUGUACAAAUACAAUAUGUCUUUGGAGCAUAAAUCCUCUCAGAAACGCAUCUCUAGGAGUCUAUACGAUCACAUCCAGCGCUACCCAUUGCAUCGACGCAAACGUGAUAUACGAGCCUCGGAUGACAACAACCCUCAAGUGGGCAAAAGACAAUCAAGCAUUGGUUUCACCCUGUGUAACGAAAACAAGACAGAUUGUUUCCAGCAAAUGUAUUCUUCUGGUGUGGAUGCUAUACGGGAGUGGUACAGUUUUCAUUACAUCAACAUUUUGGCAAAGUUCCCUGACACUAAGGCCCUCGAGGAAUCCAACUUCACAAGCUUCAUCUAUGCCUGCCGAUUCAACGAAGUGACAUGUAACAAAGCGAACUAUACACAUUUUCACCACCCUAUUUAUGGGAACUGCUACACAUUCAACGACAAUAGCAGCACUUUGUGGAUGUCCUCCUUGCCUGGGAUCAACAAUGGCCUUUCUCUUGUUGUUCGCACAGAGCAAAACGAUUUUAUCCCACUAUUGUCCACUGUGACAGGAGCCCGAGUAAUGGUCCACAAUCAGAAUGAACCCGCCUUCAUGGACGAAGGGGGUUUUAAUGUGCGUCCUGGCAUAGAAACAUCCAUCAGUAUGAGAAAGGAAACCACCCAGCGUCUUGGGGGAAGCUACAGUGACUGCACAGAAGAUGGAAGUAAUGUACCAGUGAAGAACCUAUUCCCAUCCCAUUACACUGAGCAGGUCUGCAUACGUUCCUGUUUCCAGACCAGUAUGGUGGAACGAUGUGGCUGUGGACAUUACUUCUACCCUUUACCCCACGGAGCAGAGUAUUGUGACUCCGCUAAGCAUAUAGCCUGGGGUUACUGCUAUUAUAAACUCCAAGCUGAAUUUAAAGCAGACCACCUGGGCUGCUUCACUAAAUGUCGGAAACCUUGCAAAGUGACAGAGUACCAGCUCUCAGCCGGAUAUUCACGAUGGCCUUCGUCUGUCUCUGAGUCUUGGGUGUUUCACAUGCUGAACCGGCAGAAUAAAUACAAUGUCAUAUCCAAGAGGGAUGGAAUUGCCAAAGUAAAUAUAUUUUUCAACGAAUGGAACUAUAAAAGCAAUGGAGAAUCUCCGGCUUUCACGGUGGUAACAUUGCUUUCCCAGCUAGGGAACCAGUGGAGUCUUUGGUUUGGUUCAUCAGUCCUUUCUGUGGUGGAACUGGCUGAGCUGAUUUUGGAUUUUUUGAUCCUCACAAGCAUCCUGGUUUUCCGUCGGCUGUACUCAUAUCAAUCUUCAGACCUUUAUAUACCCAGCAACUCAAAUAACUCUGUCUUCCACAACGUACUUUCGACUCACAAAACUCCACAAGAAAUACCUGCUGAGACUGGGAUUGCUGCACUGCCAUCUUAUAAUACCUUAGAAACAUUAGACUUACACAGAGUUUCCUUCAGGAGAACAGAAUAAAAUCCAGACCAGGAUGCUUUGGAUAUGACAUUAUUAUGUACUUUAAUUAAUGCUGACUUAUAGACUCAGCACUUGGAACUAACUUGUUAGCUGGAUUCUCACACCCAGAGAAGACAGGCCUGAAUUUCACCUAAAAGAAUUCUGGAGAUAAAGAUCCAAUGACAUGAAAGCACCUUUCAUUCCCAUUUUGUCCUCGGUGUGUGCAAUUCCUCAAGUCUGUAUCUGUCCACCACCAAACAAAAUUAAAAAGAUGGACGCUGUAUAUUUUUUCCCCUUAUAUUUUGAGAAAUACGUUUCUACAAAUUGAUCUUGGUUGUUGCUUCUCUUUUUGUUUGUUUGUUUGUCUGUUUGUUUGAGGCCACUUGCUGAUCAAAUUAAACUCAAGUGGACAAAGACAUUUAACCCCUUUCUUGUAGGUUAAAAACAAACACAAGAUUUUCGGUAUUUUUCCCAUCCCUUGAGACAGCUAGAACUCUUUGCUGAUUGCAGCCAAGGAUCAGCAUGAAAAUAUGCCCUGGAAACCAAGAAUAGCUAAACAGGAUAUGAAAUCUUCCUAGGACUAGAACAAUCCUAAUACCUGUGUUUCCCUGAAAAUAAGACUGGGUCUUAUUUUCUUUUAGGCUUGAAAAUAAGCACUUGGGCUUAUUUUCGGGGAGGUCUUAUUUUUUUUGAGGUGCAGGAGGCUGCGAGCACGGUCACUUUAUAGCUGCUGGGCCCCUUAACUGCGGCCCGCAGAUCAGCUGUGGGCCGGGAGUUCUAUCUCUCCGGGCGCCUGGAAAUGUUUCAAGC